CAAGUCAAACACUCAGGCCCAAGAUGGCGCUCAUAACAAACGCGUCCACGCCGUUUUCAUCCUUAUUUUGUCGCUUCCUCUUCCUUAGUUUACUGUAUUUUACCCCAGGACUCGCACAAGAUGAAGUUCCUGGUAUUAAUGUUCCUACUAAUGUUGGUGGAAGUCAAAAGCCUGGAUCAGGAACCAUGCCUCCAAAGCCUAGCUCCACUGAAUAUCUUCAAGAUUUUCAUUUAAUGCAUGCUGGACGAGAGUUGAGUGUGAGAGAAGAUGGGAAGAACAAGUUGCAUAUCUUCUGUUACAAAGGAGAGCCAAAAACUCUCACGACACUCUUCAAAACCAUAGAGCUUCACCUGGAUAUUGUCGGGGAUAAUUUUCAUCACUUUGAAGGACCAAACUCCUCAGUUGUUAGACAAGAGCACCAGGAAGCAUCAUGGCUGUCAUUUUAUCCAUGGCGGCUACGAACAUUCAAACUGGAUAUAUAUAAGGAGUCUUGUGUUGGCAUUGAGGCAAAAACUGGCUUUAAUAUUCGUCUCAGAGUACGAUGGGUGGACUUAUGGCGUGUGGUGACUCUCAUCACAGCCGUGCUGCUCUUCUUCACUGCUCACCACCUGGCAAAGAAUACCUUCUUCCACUACACCACAGGAAUUACUAUUGGAAUUUUAGGCUCUCUCCUAAUUAUUGUUUAUAUUAUGGCAAGACUUGUGCCAAAGAAAUCUGGUGCAGUGACACUGAUGGUUGGAGGCUGGGGCCUGACGAUAUACCUCAUCCAGUACCUGUGGCAGAACUUCCUCUCCAUUGUGAAAGAAAAUCAUUCCAUUGCUGUUGGUUAUAUAGUGGUGGCCGGACUGAUCAGUUUUGCUAUGGUGUAUCGCUAUGGCCCUCUAACAGAUAAGCGUUCAAUCAACCUAGUUCAAUGGGCUAUGCAGCUGGCAGCAGUAGUCGCAGUAUUUUUAAGUAGCCAGUAUCGUGAAGCUACAUUAGGAAUCAUCAUUGUAAUGGUAUCUUAUCACACUGUUCCUGAUAAGUGGAAAUCCAAGUUUCAGACCUUCUGGCGUCGGCAAUUUCCCCCCAAAGUGAAAUGGUUAACAGAAGAAGAAUAUAUCCAAGAGGCUGAUGUAGAAACUCGCAAAGCUUUACAGGAUUUAAGAUCGUUCUGCCGAUCACCAAACUGUGAUGCCUGGAAAACAGUCUCAAGACUAAAAUCACCACAAAGAUUUGUAGAGUUUGUUGGGAUUCCUCAAAAGAGGCUGAGUGGCACACCAAACAGAGCCCACAGAGAGAGAUUUGCAGAGUUCGUCGAGGGCGGGUCUCACUUGGACGAUGAAGCGAUCCUGGCAUAUGAAUGUAAUCACCUGACGCCAUCUCGAGAUGAUGACAACAGUGAAGACAGCGACCCUUUUGCCACCUCAGAUGAAGAAGAAUUGUAAGGUCCUAAUCUAAUUAAGGCACAUUGUAAAACAACAAAAUUUUGCCCAACUCUCUCCCACCAUGGAAGAACUAGUGGUACACUGUAUUUAGAAUGGUGCCAAUUUUAUUAUUCUGAAGAGAACUGCAAUUGACAUUUUAAAUUAUAAUUAUAUUUAGCUUUGUCUUAUUAAAUAUAAUGGAGAGGCACUAAAUGAUUGAGGAAGCUUGGAAACUUUUCUGCCUCAAAAAAAAGUUAGCCUCAGUGUUAUAUGGUGCAGUAUACCCCUCUAUUGUGCAUUGGCUGUGAACUUUGAUAUCUCUGAUAUCUUGCAACAUGGUGUGUUAGGAUCAUUUGAUUAAAAUAUGUAAAUAUUUGUAUAUUUGUAAGGCAAUAGGAGUGUUUUAGGGAUUAUGUAAUCUCUAUACUUUACAUUUGAUACUGAGUUUUCUUUAGCUACUCAUAAAGCUAAAUAGUAUAGGUAAGGCUUUUGUACAUUUAUAGUACUGUAUUUUCAUUGUGAAAUUCAGUAUCUUGCUUGUUUGUAUCUUUGACAAUUCAUUUCUCCUUAGAGCUUUCCUCUGAGGUGGUGGCAACAACAGAAUACUUCAAAGUAGCUGUAAUUAAUUGUCUGUCUAAUUGCUCUAUUUCCUUAAGUUUACUUAAAAUCUUUACUGUUUAUUAUCUUCUGUCCCAUCACAGGAUAUUGCAUGUCUUUCCCUAACUUUAACACUGUAUAUAAUUCAUGUAUGUAUUGCAUCACUGUCUCCACAUAUCCCGAUCAUGAGAAAGUAUUCUUCGUAAACCAGUUUGUUAUACAAUAUACUUUAUAUCCAGGGUGUUAUUUCACCAUCACAUGUCACUAUUUCUUAGUCAUUGAUUUGGUCUGCCAGCUAGGCCAACAGGCAAAACUAUUUAGGAAAUAUUUUACAUACUCCUUUAACUCAUUAACACUUGACGGUUGUUUAAAUAUUUGAGGAAGAGUUAAGACAAGGUUGGCCUCUCUAAAUAGGGAAGACUCAUUGUGAAAUGGGUAUCAAAGAUACCUGUGAGAUAUGUUUCCUACAAUGGGGGAUAAAUCUAAGAUUUUAGUCAGUGCUCAAAGUUACUUUGAUGAAGAAAAUUGAAUAGAAUAUUUUUCUUAAAAUGCGGCAGAUGUCGAGCUUUUGCUUUUGUUUCCUGUGAUAAUUUAAUAUAUUUAUUCAUGAUGUAAUAUUUUCUUUUUUGCUGUGGGUAUACAAGAGCAAAUUAAACAUAUUGUAUAUUAAUAUAUGUUAUUACUUAUUU
Molecule: messenger RNA, 2692 nt
Organism: Procambarus clarkii (red swamp crayfish)
Lineage: Eukaryota; Metazoa; Arthropoda; Malacostraca; Decapoda; Cambaridae
Product: Nuclear envelope integral membrane protein
Cellular component (GO): nuclear envelope
Source: RefSeq, a predicted model, not a curated record